Molecule: messenger RNA, 348 nt
Organism: Protopolystoma xenopodis
Lineage: Eukaryota; Metazoa; Platyhelminthes; Monogenea; Polystomatidea; Polystomatidae
Source: the annotation of a GenBank genome assembly
AUGAAGACUAUCCCAAUUGUCCCAUCUUUAUCCUCCAUUCCAUCUACCGAUGCUUCUCUCAAUACAAACAACUUUUCUGGUUCUUAUUUUCUCCUGGAUAACGCGAUAUCCUCUCUUCGUCAACUUCACUUGCUUAUGAGCCAUAUACACCGACUCGUGCCUGCUUUCGGCAAUACUUCAUUCAUUCUGUUUGAUGCAACUGUAACAGGCCUUUCUACGGAGAAUGUGCAGGCUGGUAUGCCUUAUUUGCAUGACACUUGGACAAUUGGGCCGGUUCGGGAUAUUCUAUCUCGACUUUCCAGGCUUCUGAUCCGUCUUAUGCAUGGCCUUUGUCAUGUCAGCGUUCAA